Messenger RNA from Rasamsonia emersonii CBS 393.64, 2418 nucleotides. RefSeq names its product Fungal specific transcription factor. The transcript is spliced from 6 exons. The coding region runs from base 1 to 2418 and encodes 805 amino acids. The record is from RefSeq and is a predicted model, not a curated record. NCBI's taxonomy places the organism in Eukaryota, Fungi, Ascomycota, Eurotiomycetes, Eurotiales, Trichocomaceae. Gene Ontology annotation, molecular function: DNA binding; zinc ion binding. Gene Ontology annotation, biological process: DNA-templated transcription.
AUGUCACAAUUGCAUUGUACCGUGCAUCCCUACCUGGACAGCUUUUUUAACCGAGCUCGUGCUGACAUCGAUCCAUUCGAACAGUCACGAAAAGAGCUGUGUCACUACAGCUAUGCCAAGCCGCCCCGAAAGCGCAAGCAACCGUCUGACGAGGCUGACGAGAAUGAAGGGUCACAUGGACUGAGUUCUGAGACUGUUGCCAAAUGGCAGGCAACUCCAUCGACACGAGAUGGAGAUAGGACCCCGUGCUCAACGACGGUAGUGAUCGGUCAGGAGUUGAGUUCCUCAAAUGGACAUCUUGGCUCCGUCAGCCAUGGAGAAGCUGAAUGCCGCAUGUCUUUUUCCGGCGGCAAUGGCAACAGGUGUGUUGGCGAGAAAACAGCGUCGUCAGAACAGUCUCUAUCUCCUAAGCUCUACGUCGACCUUCUCCUCGCAGACCGUCAGACACCUGCCAAGCGCAGAGACGAGAAUGCCCCCAGCAAGUUGACCGAGUUCUUUGGUAUGGAUAAGACACUGUUUACACAACAGCAAAGGCACCUAUCGAUUCUGAUUUCUUUUAGGACCAAGUUCGAACAUUUCAUUCUUUUCUGCCAGCAGGGUGCAUUCCCUCAGCAACAGGCUUGGGCACACAAAGCUGAACCGGCUUAUGGAGACGAUUGGCUCAGUAGCGAAUUCAAGGCUUACUUCGAACAGGUCCAUCCAGUUUAUCCGUUUCUUGACCGGGCGUCCUUUGAGCAGAAAGUCUUUGGACAGGCCUUCUCCCCAUCGUCCGUAACCGAUCCAGCUUGGUCCGCUCUGUAUCAUGCUGUCCUUGCCAUUGGCUGUCAGUAUAACGACGGUGGAAGUUUUGACCCGGGCAAUGGACAAGCUUGGAGUCUUUUUGAAAUAGCGCUUUCCCACUUUCAGGACAUUCUGAUGACCAAAGGUUCUUUGACCGCCGUCCAAGUAUGUCCUCCUUUCCCGAACAUCCAUCUUAGACAAAAGACCCUAACCGACGCUUCCUGGCAGGCUCUGACUGCCAUGGUGGGAUCCCCUGACUGUAGGCUCUGGAAGACGCAGGCUGAAACCGAUUCGCAGGCUAUCUUCUCGACCACGGUGUCUGCCUGGCAAUUCGAAUCGCUGAUGAUCUCCGAAGCGGCCAAAAUGGCCCAGAACAAUGGUUAUAACAAGGCAACCGGUCCGAACGACAGUAUAUGCCAUCGCACCUUUUGGGUUCUGUACACUCUCGAGAAGAUAUCCUGUUUUACCACAGGGCGAACUUCGGUUCUCAUGGACUCUGACAUCGGAUGCCCGAUUCCCUACGUUCCCGAGUCCGUCUUCGGGGAUUAUGACUGGUUCCUCGCCUCUGCCAGAUAUGCCAGGCUCGUCUCGAAGAUCUACAGUAGCUUGUUUUCUGUCAGUUCGGCAGGGAAAACAACAGGCUUUUAUCACACCUCGAUUUGCCAGCUACGUGACGAACUCGAAGAGUGGAGGAUGUCGAUCCCAGAGCGAUACCGGCCUGGCGAACCACUCCGAGCACGGUCGUUGCCUGGCAUGUUGGCAGUCUCAAUCGCACUGACCACACAAUACCUCUACUUUAACGCCCUCCUCACCUUGCUGCGGACUUCCCUCCAGGUCGGAGCCGACGAGCUGGGCACCGCUCACCAGCUAGCAACGAAGAAGUUCCUGAUGAAGACUGCCUGCUCCAUCUUGGAGUUGACGACCUACAUCGAAGUGGCCACCUAUACCUCCUUAUGGGUCCUGGCACUCAUGCCGCUGUCCGCACUCUUCAUCAUUUUUGACCUUGUCGUCCACAACCCCACCCAUCCAGAGACGAAUAACAACCUGGCGCUCCUGGACGUCGCCAGUGGCCACUUCAGUCGGGUCGAGUACGAAAGCCGGGGAACCCUGCCAGGCUCCCUGGUGGCCGAGUUUGCGCACAUUGCACGGGAGUACGUGCGUGACGUGCAACUGGGCGAGCGGGGCCGGAAUAAUGAUAGCAAUCAUCAACCUGGCAAUGGGACUACAAGUAGCAAAAGUAAUACCGGGGUGAACGAUGCUCCGAAUCAGGCACAAUUUCCGAGCCCUGUCCUAUCUCAGACUCAGUCACAGAGUCAGGGUCAACUUCCAAACAACGUGUCGUCCGCAGCAGUCGCCUCUCAGACCGCAACGACACGACAAGCUCCAGUGUCCCUAAUGACGUCUCUGCAACAAUGCGCCUAUCACCAAACGUUCGGCGGAUCGCAGCCGCAACAAGCACAGCAAUACAGCAGCAGCGGUACUCUUAUGAACGCGAACGAUGGCACCGGGACCGAAUCGCUGUUCUUCCCGCUGGUGGACGAUCCGAGCUACAUGCCGGAGGAAGAGCUGCAGCUGCUGGGGAUAGACGUGAUGGAUCUGUUUGACGCGGUGAAUCCGGCCGUUGUUGGGGGUAGCUGA